GGUGGUUUUCAUCUUCCUGGGAACAGGUGUGCUGAGGUGGAAACCUCGGUUAUAAAUGCACAUAAUUUAAUUGUAAACACCUGUUGACAGAGCUGCGCCUUGGCGGAACCAGUAAGAAGUUAGGUGUUUUCUUCCUCUUUUUGUUUAUUUUUAGCCUGUGUUUUAAUAUUUGUUGUCUGAUUUCUAACUUACGAGCACAACGCUCUUCUGUGUUAAUGAACGUGUCGGUGUUUCCCCACCUGAGUUUGGUGGCCUGCCCCGGCAGGGUCAGUGCUGCUGCCAACAAGCCCACCCGGCUGGCCAGGGCCAUGGACACCAUGAUUAGAAUCUUCCAGUGCUUCUCCUGCCAAGAAGGGGACCGAUUCAAGGUCAACAAGGGGAUGAAGAUGCUUCCGCAGAGAGAGCUCACGGACGCCCUCCCGACAUUUUCUUUUUCCUUUUUGUGCCAAAAGGACCCUCAGUUGAUUGAUAAGCUAAUGCAAGACCUGGACUCCAAUAAGGACAACGAAAUGGAUUUUAAUGAAUUUGUGGUCAGGGUGGGCGCCCUGACAGUUGCUUGUAAUGAUUACUUUGUAGAACAAUCGAAGAAGAAAGGAAAGUAGAGAUAAGUAGCAAGCUAAU
Molecule: messenger RNA, 621 nt
Organism: Myotis brandtii (Brandt's bat)
Lineage: Eukaryota; Metazoa; Chordata; Mammalia; Chiroptera; Vespertilionidae
Gene: S100Z
Product: S100 calcium binding protein Z
Cellular component (GO): cytoplasm
Molecular function (GO): calcium ion binding
Source: RefSeq, a predicted model, not a curated record